Limanda limanda (common dab) is the source of this 1269-nucleotide messenger RNA. Its product is annotated as myozenin-2-like. The transcript is spliced from 5 exons. Gene Ontology annotation, cellular component: actin cytoskeleton; Z disc. Bases 147 to 950 code for a protein of 267 amino acids. Lineage: Eukaryota; Metazoa; Chordata; Actinopteri; Pleuronectiformes; Pleuronectidae. The record is from RefSeq and is a predicted model, not a curated record. Gene Ontology annotation, molecular function: FATZ binding; telethonin binding; actin binding.
GCCUGAAGUUCGGCCGGAUCGAUGGCCGACGUGCGCCCGCGUUUGUCUUCCCUUUGUGUCUUGCUGUGCGUUUGAACAGGUUGUACUGAUGUGCACUGUCUCCUGAGACUUUCUGCCUCACCCCCCCGACCCCUCCAGGGGCAGCCAUGUCGCAGUUCUCCACCAUGACGACCAGGGAGCGGAAAAUGCAGGCGGCGGCGAUCUGCAGGGAGGUUCUAGGGCAGGAAGACAUCGAGAUGGAUCUUGGGAAGAAAGUGAGCGUGCCUAAGGACAUCAUGCUGGAGGAGCUGUCGCUCGCCUCCAACCGGGGCUCCCGUCUCUUCAAAAUGCGCCAGCGACGCUCUGAGAAAUACACUUUCGAGAGCAUCCAGAACCACAACAACAACCAGAUCAAUAACGGAGUGGUAUCUCACGCGGAGAAUCCCGCCGACUCCCACAGUGGCGAAAACAACUCCGGUGACAACCAGCCACCCAAAGAGGAGCCGUGUGACGCACCAGAUGGAAGUGGGGAGCCGAAUCCAGACAGCAUUGCCCCGGGGUACGGAGGUCCUUUAAAAGACAUCCCUCCAGAGAAGUUCAACUGUACGUCUGUGCCAAAGUCCUACUUCUCACCCUGGGACCAGGCCAUCAACGGUGAUCCGGCCUUAGCCAGCGCUCUGACCGGCUGCAUGCCCGAGCCCGAGCCCCAACCAGACCCACCGGGGUACAAAAGUUUCAACAGGGUGGCGACUCCGUUCGGCGGCUUCGGCAAGACACCAAGCAGACCAGCACCCAACAGGCCGGCACAGGCCGAGGCCCUCCCCGACUUCCCUGAGCUCCGGGGGGACGCACCCAUCAACCGAUCCUCCUUCAACAGAUCCGCUCUGGGGUGGGUCUCGACGGGCGAGCCGGUCCCCCUCCUCACCGUUUCCCUUGAGCCCGCGCUCAUCCCAGAGUCAGACGACCUUUGAACCCGUAAUGAAGUCACACAGAGAGGCUGUCAACUUCCUCGCACCCAAGGUUAGGGAUGGCAGGGGGGUGAGAGAAAGUGUCCCGGUUGAGGUUAUCGUGUGUGCGGCGUCCCUUCAAUUCACUGGGACGCAUGAAUCGUGAGUUAAUGUGGCAGUACGUAGAGACACUGCUGUAAUAAAUUUACUGUAAUAAAUGGAAUUUGUUGUAUAUUAAUGUGCAUAAGAGUAUUUUAUCUUGCAGACACAAGUUUUGCACAAUAAAAAAGGUGUGUGAUGCAUCAAGCGCUUCAUUAUUCAUCUCAGCGUUUCAUUUGUCAUG